This is a messenger RNA of Fusarium oxysporum Fo47, 1293 nucleotides long. RefSeq names its product S-adenosyl-L-methionine-dependent methyltransferase. Gene Ontology annotation, molecular function: methyltransferase activity. The coding region runs from base 104 to 1144 and encodes 346 amino acids. The record is from RefSeq and is a predicted model, not a curated record. The transcript has 9 exons. Lineage: Eukaryota; Fungi; Ascomycota; Sordariomycetes; Hypocreales; Nectriaceae.
GUCACAAACCGUUUUACCUUUCUGCAAGCUGCAGUCAGACUGAGACUAACAGAUUUUACCAGCCAGAUCUCUUGGCCUUUUUCGCUUAUCCUCCAUUUUCACGAUGUCUUCGCCAAAAUCUCCUGGCAAGUCACCAAGGUCUCCUCAGUCUCCUCCCGGGGCUGUGGAGGCAGCUGAAACCCCCGCGCAGCAGGCGCGAGAUGGAUUCAUUCAGCCUGCUUCGCUAAUAUGGCCCAGAACGGAUGUUACUGAUACCGAAUCCCUGCGCUCUUCCAUUUUGAACUACAAGUGGGUUCAUGGUAGACGCUUCCAUGCAUAUGGCGAUGGAACCUACUGGGGAGCGAAUGACGAUCGUCAGCAAGAAGCUGAAGAUUUGAUUCAUGAGUUGUUUCGGGUAGUCCUCGAUGGCAAGUUAUAUGAAGCUCCGAUUGGCAAGAAUCCGCAGAACGUACUUGAUGUCGGCUGCGGCACCGGUAUCUGGGCCAUUGAUAUGGCAGACUUGCACCCAUCAGCUGAAGUCAUCGGUGUUGAUCUCUCGCCGAUCCAACCAAACUUCAUCCCGCCUAACUGCAGAUUUGAAGUUGAUGAUAUCAACAAGGAGUGGACAUUUCCUGAGAAUAAGUUUGACUUUAUUCACAUUCGUUACAUGACUGGGACUGUCCCAGAUUGGACUGAACUUCUCAAGAAAGCUCAAAGGCAUCUCAAACCCGGUGGCUGGAUCGAGCACGUCGAACUUUGGGGAGACGCCAGAGCUGACGAUGAUACCAUGAGUCCCGAAUCUCCGCUCAAGACAUGGGUCAAGAUCUUUGAGCAAGUAGGCGAAAAGAUCGGAAAUCCUUUCUUCUGGAACCCCGCCGACGAAUUUGAGAAGGCAGGUUUGAAGAAUAUUACCGAGAAGAAGGUCAAAGUGCCUAUUGGUACUUGGGCGAAAGACAAGGAUCUCAAGCAGUGGGGUGCAUGGAACCGACAGUUCCUGCUACAAGGGUUGGAAGGCUUCUCUAUCCGCAGCUUGACGGAGCUUCUAGGAUGGGAGUACGAAAAAGCGCAGGUCUUCCUUGUGGAAAUGCGUAAAGAGCUGUUGAACCCAAAGCUUCACUCAUACGUGAUGGUAACCACUGUAUACGGCCAAAAGCCCGAGGCAUAGGUGAGGGGAUCUCGAGAGGAUGAUGACAUUGUCAGCUAUGGGGCAUUAUCAUUUUUAUCAAGACUAGGUCUAGUUGCUCUUUUGGCGUCAUAACAUGACCUAUAACUACAAGAAUGGUUGUCUAUACGACGAAUUCUAGAUUUCCCUGA